AUGACCCCCAGAGAGUCAUUCCAGCUGGUGCAAAUUGGAGCAGACCUGAGAAUUUGGAUCAUUGUCUUCAGUGGAGUUACUCCAGAUUUAUACAGAUGGAAGGUCCUGGAUGCGCUGAGGAUCCGGGUGAGGGGGAAGCCAGGGUUCAUUGCCUUUGCCUCUUUAUUCUUCAUCCUAGUUUCAAUCACAACCUUUUGUUUGGAAACCCAUGAGGCUUUCAAUACUAUUAUAAACAAAACUGAGCACGCCAUCAAUGGCACAGAGGUGGUUCUACAGUAUGAAAUUGAGACAGAUCCUGCUCUGACAUAUGUGGAAGGAGUCUGUGUGGUGUGGUUUACAUUUGAAUUUUUAGUCCGUGUUGUUUUUUCACCCAAUAAACUUGAAUUCAUCAAAAAUCUCUUGAAUAUCAUUGACUUUGUGGCCAUUCUGCCCUUUUACCUAGAGGUGGGCCUAAGUGGCCUCUCCUCCAAAGCUGCUAAGGAUGUGCUUGGCUUCCUCAGGGUGGUGAGAUUUGUGAGAAUCCUGCGAAUCUUCAAACUCACCCGGCACUUUGUAGGCCUCAGAGUGCUGGGUCACACACUCCGAGCUAGCACCAAUGAGUUUUUGCUGCUGAUAAUAUUCCUGGCACUAGGUGUGUUGAUAUUUGCCACCAUGAUCUACUAUGCUGAGCGAAUAGGGGCCAAGCCCAAUGACCCAUCUGCUAGUGAGCAUACACAGUUCAAAAAUAUCCCCAUUGGCUUCUGGUGGGCUGUGGUCACCAUGACUACCCUUGGGUAUGGGGACAUGUAUCCUCGGACUUGGUCAGGCAUGUUAGUGGGUGCUCUGUGUGCUCUCGCUGGGGUGCUGACCAUAGCCAUGCCCGUGCCUGUCAUUGUCAACAAUUUUGGAAUGUACUACUCCCUGGCAAUGGCGAAGCAGAAACUUCCAAGAAAGAGGAAGAAGCACAUCCCUCCUGCUCCUCAGGUGAGCUCCCCUACCUUUUGCAAGACAGACUUGAAUAUGGCCUGCAAUAGCACACAGGGAGAUGUCUGCCUGGGCAAAGACAACCGGCUGAUGGAACACAACAGAUCAGUGUUAUCAGGUGAAGACAGUGCAGGAAGUGAGCAGCCACUCUCACCUGGGGAAAGGCACCCACCAAUCAGACGCUCUAGUACCAGAGACAAAAACAGAAGAGGGGGAACAUGUUUCCUACUGACAACAGGUGAUUACACGUGUGCUACUGAUGGAGGGAUCAGGAAAGAUAACUGCAAAGAGGUUGUCAUUACUGGUUACACGCAAGCUGAGGCCAGAUCUCUUUCUUAAUGGCUUGGGGAAGGCACAAAACAUGAAAGAAAGUGUUGUACAGAAUAUAUCAUGGAUUUUUGACUGCUGAAAAAGGGACAAUGGAAUUUAGCCAUACCAAGGACUGUACUGGAAAGAGACUACUGCUGCUGAAUGGGCCAUGAUAAACAACUCGUGCAUUGAACAGGUCAUUGAGCCGUCACAUGAGAAGGAGAGAUUAUUAUGAAGAUGAAGGACUGAUUUCAAUUGCUGCUGCCAGUGGAAGAGGUGACUCGUCACUGUUGAUGAGUCAGCUGUAAAUACAAUGUGUGUGCAUGGAAUAUCAGCUUUUGCCAUCUAUGUCAGAGGAAGCUGAAUUCAAAGUCAUCAGCUCUCAGACUCCAUGCAAAGAACCACGUGCCUCUCUCUGUAUAUUCUCCCUGGUUCCCGCAGUAUGGUCGUGCUGUGGAUCAUGCAAAGGCACACACCUAUAAUGAUAGUGAUGUAAACUACAUCUGUCUUCACUUCCCUCAUAACAAAGGUAUUUUUUUUGCAAGGGUCAUGACCAUGGACAGAGUGGGUUUUGCUACAAGUUCCUGCUUUCUCAGUUUGCCAUAUCUAUAUUUUUAUGAAUUCCAGUGUACAUGCCAAUUUUUGUUUACUUUUCACUUUGAUAAGAGAAAUGUGGCUGCAGACAAACAUCCCUGACUUUGUUCACAGUACACAAUCUUUUUUCAUUGUUACCUCAGACUAUAAGUAUUAUGAGAAAUAAAAUUCUGGCAGCAAGAAUAUUUGGGUUUUUUUAUUCAAACUAUCACAGAAGCAACAUCAAUAAAUAUAAAAUAUGUAUUAAAAUUAUAUCCUAAAAAGUGUAUAUUUUGCAUAAGAGAGAUAUUCUUUGAUCAAUUACUUUUUGUGAGUUUUGUGGUAAAUUGAUCUAGUCUGUUCUAUGUCUUUGAUGCAUUGUAGUUGGUACAGUGUAUUAAUUAUGUUCUCCCCAUCCUAUUUAAUGAGACUUUCUCCAGAAUAUGUUUGUCAUCUUGGUAUCCUGAAUGUAGGGACUAUCCCAGUUGUGAAACUCUGUAUCGUGGAACUUUUGUGAACAUGUCAAGGUGCAUGCACAAUCCUGGUGGAAACUAAUAGAAAUGUAACUAACUGAAAUGGAGAAUAAAAGGCAAAUGAUUUGGGGAUAAGCUUGGAACAUA
Molecule: messenger RNA, 2465 nt
Organism: Mauremys reevesii (Reeves's turtle)
Lineage: Eukaryota; Metazoa; Chordata; Testudines; Geoemydidae
Product: potassium voltage-gated channel subfamily C member 2-like
Exons: 6
Coding region: 1-1302 (433 amino acids)
Biological process (GO): potassium ion transmembrane transport
Cellular component (GO): axon; voltage-gated potassium channel complex; neuronal cell body membrane
Molecular function (GO): delayed rectifier potassium channel activity
Source: RefSeq, a predicted model, not a curated record